Mytilus californianus (California mussel) is the source of this 732-nucleotide messenger RNA. RefSeq lists its product as uncharacterized. Lineage: Eukaryota; Metazoa; Mollusca; Bivalvia; Mytilida; Mytilidae. The record is from RefSeq and is a predicted model, not a curated record. The transcript has 8 exons. Bases 1 to 732 code for a protein of 243 amino acids.
AUGAGUAGUGGAAGUUGCUUAGGAUACAGACCUAUGACAAAGCGGUUACUUUCCCAUUUAUUAUCCAGGGACACGGUUGCACAUUUGCAGAAAAUCAUCACCCCGGAAGGAGUAAAUGAUAGAAAGCACCAAAGAUUUACGAGACGUUCUUAUAUAAACAAGGGCCCAGAUUACUUAUUACACAUAGAUGGUUACGACAAGAUAAAACCUUAUGGAUUUGCCAUUCACGGAGCGAUAUGUGGAUAUUCUAGAAGAAUUCUAUUGCUACAAGUUGGAAGAACAAAUAAUAAUCCUAAAGUUGUAUCAGAAUUUAGAAUCGAGCGAUGUUGGUUAUCAAAUAGGCAAGGCGGCGGCCAAUUCUGGAUUGCUUUUAUGAAAGAUCUUCAGGAGACAGGGAUAUUUUCAAGUGCAAACCACGCACAAGUAGAAUGCUUGCACUUCUGCUUCACUGGUUUAAUUCAAAAGGAUUUAAAUCACUGUAGGCAAGAUUGGAAUCAGCACAAAAUUCGCCAAACAAGGCAAGCUGAAUCACCUGGUGGAAAACCUGAUUUACUGUAUUACAUACCAGAACUUAGUGGAACUUGUGUUAAUGGAAAUCCACACAGAGAUGCUAAGAAGUGGAAAGAGGAUAUGCAAGCCAUUCUAAGGAAUAUGGCAGUGCAUAAGGAUACAGUUAAAAUGAAAAAACAAUUAAAGAGUGAUAUUAAAUGGAUCCCAGAAGCAAAUGGAUGA